Molecule: messenger RNA, 585 nt
Organism: Papaver somniferum (opium poppy)
Lineage: Eukaryota; Viridiplantae; Streptophyta; Magnoliopsida; Ranunculales; Papaveraceae
Product: pentatricopeptide repeat-containing protein At1g62680, mitochondrial-like
Exons: 1
Coding region: 1-585 (194 amino acids)
Molecular function (GO): protein binding
Source: RefSeq, a predicted model, not a curated record
AUGAUACUAAGAGGAUUGUUCCGCGAAGGGAGAGUAAACACAGCACUUAACUUGUUCUCUGAAUUAGAAGCUCUUGGUACAUCACCUAACGAAUACACUUAUACCACGGUCUUGGAUGGUAUGUGCAAGAAUGGAAGAUUGGAGGAGGCGGUUAAUCUUGUAGAGUCCAUGAAGGAGCGGAUCGCACCUGACUUAUCCAUGUACACUGCUCUUCUUAAUGGCUUUUUUAGAAAUGGCAAGCUAGAAGAGGCGCAAAGACUGUUUGCUGACUUACGGACCAAAGGGCUGGAACCUGAUGUGGUGGCUUAUACCUCCAUGGCCCAAGGUUUGAUUGGAAACAAGAUGCUCUUAGAUGCCAGGAGAUUGGUGACGGAAAUGGAAGAAAAGGGUUGCCAGCUAAAUGCUCAGUUCUACAAUGUGCUAAUUCAAGGCUUCCUUGAAGCUAAGGAUAUUGAAAACGGGUUAUUGUUUCUUAAUAAGAUGAGGAAAGAAGGUUUUGUUCCAAGGGAUUCCUUGGUUUCCCUGUUAUGUCGCACUCUAUCAGGGGAUGAGCUAAGAUGUUGGUUGGAUUCCGACAAAGCCUGA